Molecule: messenger RNA, 813 nt
Organism: Leptosomus discolor (cuckoo roller)
Lineage: Eukaryota; Metazoa; Chordata; Aves; Leptosomiformes; Leptosomidae
Source: RefSeq, a predicted model, not a curated record
CUCAACCCGCUGCCCAUGGCCGUCUCCAGCCGGGGCAACGCCGAGGCCCUGGUCGCGCUGCUGGUGCUCGGCACCCUGUACUUGGUGGAGGGGGGGAGCGUAGGGAAGGCCGCGGCCUGCUACGGGCUGGCCGUGCACAUGAAGAUCUACCCGCUGAGCUACGCGCUGCCCAUCGCGCUCCACCUGCAGAGCAGGCGGUGCGGCAGGGAAGGGGCGGUUGGUGCGGGGCCUGACAAAAAAGCAAAGCCUACCCCCGCCUUGACCAUUGUGUUCUAUCACCUCUAUGGCUGGGGGUUUUUGGAGCAUGCCUACCUCUACCACCUGACCAGGAGGGAUAUCCGCCACAACUUCUCUCCCUAUUUCUACAUGUUGUACUUAACUGCAGAGAGCAAAUGGAGUUUUGCACUUGGGCUCGCAGCUUUUCUCCCCCAGCUGCUUUUGCUCCCGAUUGUGUCCCUAGCAUUUUACAGAGACCUUGCCUUCUGUUGUUUCCUACACACCGCUAUUUUUGUGAGUUUUAACAAAGUGUGCACAUCCCAAUACUUUGUCUGGUAUCUCUGCCUUUUGCCCCUCAUAGUGCCUAGAGUUAAGAUGUCCUGGUGUCGUGCUGUGCUGCUUCUUUUACUGUGGUUUGUUGGACAAGGCCUGUGGCUCGCUCCUGCGUACUUUCUGGAAUUCAAAGGGUAUAACACUUUUUUACUUAUAUGGUUGGCAGGCUUGCUUUUCCUUUUUAUUAAUAGCUUCAUAAUUGUUCAGAUUAUCUCACAUUAUCAAAAUGAAGCACAAGUUGCAAAAAAACUCAAACAGCAUUAA